AGGUCCUGAACCGCCAGAACUCCUGACAAGAGGACGUGUUGCACGUUCCUACUCCAUAUCGGGAUUCAAUUUCGAAUCCGAAUUAUUGCCUCUGAGCACGAGCCUCAGUGAGCCAGAUGAGCGCGGAGAACCCGCUGAGAAGAAUAUUGGGCUGAUUAGUGGGAUUGCAUUAUGUGUGGGCAUGCAGAUAGGAUCCGGAAUCUUUUCCUCUCCUGGUGUGGUGGUCGCAAAUACCCAGAGUGUCGGGGCGAGCUUGCUGGUCUGGCUUGCGUCGGGUUUAUUAGCAUGGACGGGCGCGAGUAGUUUCGCAGAGCUGGGCUCAACUAUACCCAUUAAUGGCGGAGCACAAGCGUAUCUAGCGUACUCCUACGGGCCUCUGGUGUCAUACCUCUUUGCUUGGACAUCCAUAUCCGCUCUCAGACCCGGCGGGAGUGCAGUCAUUGCGCUUAUCUUCUCGGAAUAUCUUAAUCGCCUCUUCUGGCAUGCUACGCCUGCUGAGGUAUCUCCCGACGAGAUUCCUCAAUGGGCGAUCAAACUUACUGCAGUGGCUGCAGUCCUGUUCAUAUCCGUCCUUUGUGUUAUGACACGAAAUCUGGGUACCAGGGCGGCUGUGGCAUUCACGACAGUAAAAGUGAGUGCUAUGGCUGUUACCGUCCUUGGCAUUAUCCAAUUAGCUCGUGGACGUGCUUCAUCUUCGCUACGGGAACCGCUAUUUACAGGUUCCAGUCAAAGCCCUUCUUCAUACGCCCUGGCUUUAUACUCGGGCCUCUGGGCAUUCGACGGUUGGGACCAGGCGAACUACGUUUGCGGAGAGAUGAAGAAUGCCGAGCGCAACCUGCCUCGAGCCAUACAUUCCAGCAUGGCGAUUGUCACGCUUUUAUUCUUGCUCGGCAAUGUUGCCUACUUCGUAGUGCUGGACAAGGUUACAGUGGGCCUGAGCAAUACCGUCGCGCUCGAUUUCGGGCGGGCCCUGUUCGGCCCUAUAGGAGGGAGCAUUUUCGCGUUUAUGGUUGCAUUUUCCUGUUUUGGUGCCCUAAACGGAGCCGCUUUCACGUCCGCGCGCCUUAUCGCAGUAGCAGGGCGAGAGCAUUAUCUUCCCGCUUGGUUUGGAAAGUUACACACUACCCGCAAGACGCCGGUUAACGCGAUGUGUCUGCAUGCUGCUAUCACAGUCUUGUUCAUUGCCGUCGGCGGUGGAUUCCGAUCCCUGAUCAACUUUGCCGUCGUAGCAUCCUGGGCGUUCUACUUCCUUACUGUUCUGGGUCUGGUGAUUCUCAGAGUGAAGGAACCUUUGCUAGAAAGACCAUAUAAGACAUGGAUAAUUACGCCAUUAACAUUCUGUGCUGUUGCUCUCUUCCUCCUGUGUAUGCCUGUUAUAGCGGCUCCGCUUGAAGCUCUUGCGGUGCUGGGUUUCGUUUCCGCCGGUGUACCUUUGUACUAUAUCACCCAUCGAAAUAGCCCGGACGUCCAGAAUUCACGAAUAUUCACGGUACUUUCGUCUCUAUGGGCACGUAUUCGGGGCCGACCGGCUUCUGGUGCAGGAUGG
Molecule: messenger RNA, 1546 nt
Organism: Gloeophyllum trabeum ATCC 11539
Lineage: Eukaryota; Fungi; Basidiomycota; Agaricomycetes; Gloeophyllales; Gloeophyllaceae
Exons: 14
Biological process (GO): amino acid transmembrane transport
Cellular component (GO): membrane
Molecular function (GO): L-amino acid transmembrane transporter activity
Source: RefSeq, a predicted model, not a curated record